AUGACUGAACCGGCGACGCCGAUCCCCUCGACAGGUGGCCUAUUCACCGACUACCGAGAGCCUCCACCCAGUACCGAAACAGCCCCGCCAACACCAGACGACCACGAUGACAGCGAUGAUGACGACGAGGAGGAGGGUGACUGUAGGGAUUACCAUGAGGAGAACAUGAUGGUCGAACUAUUGGAAAGGCGACGGGAGUUAUAUGCGAGGACCCGGUCUUUGAACCCCUCCACGGUUCGUGUCUCCUAUCCUACUCCUUCUCCUCCUCCUUGGCUUGUUGAUGAUCCGAGUGAGAGUCCUACUGUGGCCAUGGGGAAGACCAGGAGGAGUAGGAGUAGGAGUACGCCGUUGUACGGCCGCCGUCGAGGUCGGGUGUCUAACAAGAUGGCAGCUCACAGAGGAGAUAAAUGCGACAACUACGACAACAAGAUCAGGGCUAGGAGGAGAACCAUCGAUGUUAUGACAGAGCUGUGGUCCUGGGUCCGAGGUCUUUGUCGCAGAUUGGAUGUGAGAUGCAAUUACACUCCUGAGGAGACCACCAUUGUUGCAACUGCAGGUACAGCUCGUAACCACCUCUACUACCACCAGGUCCACUAUUAUACCGACAAGGUGGCGACUACGUAUUACAACAACGAGGCGGCUAUCGUCAAAUGGAUAUUGAUCAGUCUCUUGAUGGGGCUGAUCAUGACCUCCUCAAUUCGAUCACCAACGGAUCGACUUCCUUCGAGUUCCAGCGACGUGGGUAUGGACUUGAGGACGGAAUACGAAUCUCUCGAGCGGAGGAUCACGAACCUCGAACGGUCGCAAAGGAAUAGAAACGUCGACUUCCGGUUGAUCUACGAGCAAUUGAGGUCUGACCGGUGGGUCGAGAACAAGAUCUUGGAGGUUAUCCGCAAUGAGCUCCCCGCUGAGUUGGUAUUGGCCAAGGAUCCUAUUUCGGGGGAGGCUCGGGUUCCGGAGGAGUUCUGGGAUGCGGUUAAGGAGAUUCUAGGGGCGAGGGAUGGGUACCUUUCUGCGGUUGUGCAAGAAGAGAUGAGGAGGACUGCAGAAGGGGAGAAGGGGAAGUGGGAGGAGAUUUUGAAGGAAAAUGAGAACAGGAUCAGGAGUUUGGUUUCGGAUACUCAUAACAAGCUUUCGCGACGGACUGCUGUGCUCUCGAGGCAUGAGUUCUUGUAUUUGGUCGUGACAGAGUCGAAUGCUGUCUGGGCUAGUCUUGAGGGGAGGGUGGAUUCUUUUGUGCAACGACAGCUUGCGCAGUGGGUGGAGCGGGAACUGGAUGGCGGUGGCAGUGGUGUUCAGGAGAUCGUGUCGCGUGUCGAGCAACAGAUCCUGACAGAGGUGAUCGACAGAGCCAUCGAGCGAUACCGCGCCCGCCACAGUAUCCAUCGCCAUAUCGACGCACAACCAGACUACGCGCUCUACAACUCGGGCGGCCGGAUCAUCCCCCACCUCACAACCCAGACCUACCACCGCUACAAACCCACCACCAUCCUCGGACGACUCUUUGGACUCCAGAACUGGAUCCCUCCUCCCUUACCUCCUUCACUUUCGGAUAGUGACCAAGUGCAGGUGAACAAGGUGAUCCAACCAGAGAUGAACCCUGGGGACUGUUGGCCUAUGCAGGGUGGGUGGGGUCAGGUUGCGAUUCAAUUGGCGAAGAGGGUUGUGGUGACGGAGAUUGUGAUCGAGCACGUGGAUCCAAGGGUUGCUCUUCAUCGGGGGACUGCGCCGAGAGAUAUUGAGAUUUGGCGUUUGGCUGCUCCUACUACCGAAUCUUCUUCUUCAACUGAGGAAGAGGAAGUGAGAAGGAGAAUGACGAAUGAUGAGGAUGCGGGCGAAACUCCGAUCCUGGCGACUUGGCACAAGUUUGGGUCGCCCUUCCCUGGCGCCUCGCUCCUUGUGACUAUCACGUACCAGCAACAACAGGAACAGCCCAUUGGGACUUGUGAUCGUAGCGGGGAUGAGGAUAGGGUUGGCGUGGCGGAGUCGGAGAUAGAGACGGCGCAGAGGUUCUCGAUCCCGCUGUCGAAACAGAACGUACCUGCGUAUGGUGUUGUUGUCCGGGUGCUGUCAAACUGGGGCCACCCUGAUUUCACUUGUCUCUACCGCGUCCGUGUCCAUGGGCGUGCCGUGUAA
Linnemannia hyalina is the source of this 2136-nucleotide messenger RNA. NCBI's taxonomy places the organism in Eukaryota, Fungi, Mortierellomycota, Mortierellomycetes, Mortierellales, Mortierellaceae. The record is from the annotation of a GenBank genome assembly.